This is a messenger RNA of Penicillium daleae, 1083 nucleotides long. Its product is annotated as putative glycosyl hydrolase. Gene Ontology annotation, molecular function: hydrolase activity, hydrolyzing O-glycosyl compounds. NCBI's taxonomy places the organism in Eukaryota, Fungi, Ascomycota, Eurotiomycetes, Eurotiales, Aspergillaceae. Gene Ontology annotation, biological process: peptidoglycan turnover; carbohydrate metabolic process. Bases 1 to 1083 code for a protein of 360 amino acids. The transcript has a single exon. The record is from RefSeq and is a predicted model, not a curated record.
AUGCGGUGGAUCACAGCCUCACAGCUCCUCACUCUCUGCCUGUCUCUUGCGCCCUCGGGUCGGGCUGCGAGAUGCGAUGACCUGUCUGUGCAGGUUGGACACCAUGUCGUCUUCUCUUAUCCAGGUCUCAACCCACCGACUCAUCUGUUUGAUUUGAUCAAGCAAGGCAAAGUGGGUGGCAUCAUCCUCUUCGGAGAAAACGUCGCCGACAAUCUCAGCACCGUUAUCAGCAACUUCCAAGAUACCUAUAAACAGAGUGCCGCGUAUGUGGGAAGCCCUCUAUUGAUUAUGACCGACCAGGAAGGAGGAAUUGUCCGACGACUACCCGGAGGACCAGUUCAGAGCGCCAAAGAAGUUGGCCAGUCGAGCAACCCGCGAAAAGCUGCAACCCAGUCCGGCAGGGACGCUGCUAGUGCCCUCCAGGAAUACCAGGUGAAUACCAAUCUCGCGCCUGUCUUGGGGGUGUAUCGCGAAGUAGGAGACUUCUUGGACAAUUUCGGCCGCUCGUAUGGGAACACAUCUGCAAUGGUGGCUACCUGCGGACCAGCCUUCAUCACCUCUCAGCAAGAAACCGGGAUCAUCGCAACAGCAAAGCAUUUCCCUGGUCUUGGAGCUGCCGGCAAAACCGAGAACACGGACGAGGAGCCAGUCACCAUCAGCCUCACACUGGAUGAGCUUCGUUCCGUCGACGAAAUCCCGUAUACUAAGGCUAUUCCCGCCGGUGUCGACAUGGUAAUGAACUCAUGGGCACUAUAUCCAGCAUUGGACGCUAAAUAUCCAUCCGGACUGAGUAAGGCCUGGAUUCAGGAUGAACUGCGUGGGCGACUUGGCUUCCGAGGAGUGACUAUCACGGACGCGAUCGAGGCCGGCGCUCUUCAAGCCUUUGGCGAUGAUGCGGCGCGGGGUGUCCUGGCCAGUCAGGCUGGUAUGGAUAUUAUUCUUGCGUCUGCUCGGAAUGUCACGCAAGGAGAGGCCAUCGUUGAUGCGCUGGUGUCGGCUUUGCAGGGUGGAUCAUUAUCGCAGGGUUCUUUCUCAGAGGCCACUGAUCGCAUUCUAGCUCUUCGAAAGAAGAUUAGUGUGUGA